Penicillium roqueforti is the source of this 1908-nucleotide messenger RNA. Its product is annotated as Zn(II)2Cys6 transcription factor. Bases 1 to 1908 code for a protein of 635 amino acids. Gene Ontology annotation, biological process: regulation of DNA-templated transcription; DNA-templated transcription. The record is from RefSeq and is a predicted model, not a curated record. Gene Ontology annotation, molecular function: zinc ion binding; DNA binding; DNA-binding transcription factor activity, RNA polymerase II-specific. The transcript is spliced from 2 exons. NCBI's taxonomy places the organism in Eukaryota, Fungi, Ascomycota, Eurotiomycetes, Eurotiales, Aspergillaceae.
AUGGACCACCCACGCCGGUACAACGUAGAGCGAUCCUGUGUACGCUGCCACGAGCACAAGAUCAAAUGCGACAAGGGCUCACCAUGCAGCAAAUGCAAGCGCCAGAAUGUAACCUGCCAGUAUCCAGGACCAAGCCGAGUGAAGCGCCAAGCCCCGAAGAAAAGCACAACCGAUGUUGCAGUACGGUUAGAACAGCUUGAACAGUUCAUCGCAUCCAUGAUCGACGAACGACCGACUACCAACAGUCAAAGCCCAGGCCCGAGUACAAUCCCACCGACGCCGAAUAGCCGAUCCGACUGCAGACCCUCAUCGAGCAACCCCGCUGCGGCAGAAUGCCCCGCCCACCAGGGGUUCCUAGGCAAAGACGGCCGAUAUAUCAACGAGCCGUUUCUCUCGCGGGUGCUGGAAAAAGAGCAGGAGCUGAAAUCUGCAAUUGAAUCACCCGUCGCUGUAACUAGUCCGCAUAGACUGCCGAUGUUGAGGGCAGAUGGCAUCUUUACGAACCCGCUCUCGGCGCAGAUUAACACCCAAGAGCUAUUUCCCAGUCGUUGGGAGGCGGUUCUGCUCUGGCAGACAUUUAUCGCCCGUGUAGAGCCCUUGGUGAAGGUUCUUCAUGUUCCGACGGCACAAUCGCGUAUCUUUGCGGCGAUUAACCAGCCUGAGAGUGUGCGUGCUGAUGUACGUGCUUUGCUUUUUGCUAUUUGUUUUGCCGCUACGACAAGCUUGCUUUCAGAUGAUGCUCGUAAUGAGGUCUUGCAUGCGAAUCUGCGGCGGUACCAACAUGGGAUGGAAUUAUCUUUGUAUCACGCUGAGUUUUUGGAUUCUCCAACCCUUACCUCGUUGCAAGCGAUGGUGAUAUAUCAGGCAUGCUUUAGAUUUAGUAAUAGUGGCCGGUCUGGCUGGAUAUUACACGGAGUAACUAUCCGAGCCGCACAAUCAAUCGGUCUCCAUCGGGAUGGGAAACAUUUCAAACUCCCACAGUUGGAAUGCGAGCUACGCCGACGAACAUGGGGACAUAUCAAAUCAGCCGACAGCCGAGUGGCAGAGGACCACGGGCUCACCGUCCCAGAAAGCAACUACGGCGACACCGAACUUCCUUUGAACGUCGACGACCAGAGUUUAUCAGAGACGAACAUCGUCCCAGCCGUAUCAGAGAACCGAUGGACCGAGUUGACAUUCUCUCUAAUCGUCCUAGAAAUCAACAGCAGACGGCCGGCGUUGGUCCGAAGCAUAGUAGGAGCAUCUGAUCCCGAGCUACUCAUUGCAGAGUUUAAAGGCGCAAUAGAGGAGAAAUACCUGCGCCACAGCGACCCAAACAUCCCAAUCCAGCGCUUCGGCUUCCUCCUCGGCCGGCUGCUCCUCACAAAGAUCGAAGUGUGCAUUCGACAGAAACAGCUGCAGUCACAGGGACCGGCGGCUUGUUCACUCGACCACAACCUCGUCCAAGAUACGCUGGCAAAAGCCUGCUAUGGCAUGGAAAUUGGCCUUGAGAUGAACAGCAACGCAUUACUGCGUGGCUUCCGCUGGAUGAUGAUGAUUUUCACCCAGUACCACCUCUUCACGUUCAUUCUCUGGACUCUGUGUGUUUACCCCACUGGUCCGCAUGUCGAACGAGCUUGGCGCGCUAUCGAUAUGCAGUUCGAUUUGACGGAUGAUCCCUCAUGGCCGGACCCGGGUCCUAAAUGGCCGAUGAUUGUGCAGCUGCGGAAUAAGGCAAGGCGUAUUCGCCAGGCGCAUGAGCAGAGUCAUCCAAUUGUCCAUGGGAAUUGUCCUGUCUGUGCUGAUGGGACUGGACCUGGGAUUAGGGAUUCGAGGCUUGACGGAGGCUUCGAUAUUGAUAUUUGGGAUCCUAACUUUGUCGACUUCUCGGAUUGGAAUAGCCUGGCACAGAGUCUUUCUCUCUCUUGA